AUGUCGAAUUGCGUGCCUAGAAAACUGCUGCACAGAUAUGUCGCUGAUACUGCUGAGCUCUUCGUGGAAGCUCCAUGCUACUGCUGGGUUUCCCAGGUCGAGAUAGUUGUACACCUGAGUUACGAGCGACUCUUGUCGCUCAGCUGGAGCUUGGUUUUCCUGGCCGAGUUGAGCGAUAUUGAUGCUGCUAUUCGACCCAAUCUGUAUCCUCCUCCGCUCCUGGUACCGGAUGUCUGGGACGCGCCCCUAACUUGUGGCCUGCCUGCUAAGGCUUUCAACUCCUUAUCACCGACCGACUAUGUGGGGCAAGCUUGCUUAUCUUGCGACCGAACUGUUCCAGAUGAAACGGACCAGACCACGGGAGCGUUGGUGAUCCCUUGGCUUGACGGCGACGACUGGAUCCUGUUUCACGUGGAUAAAGACACCGGCGCCGCAUACAUGUUCGAUCGUACUCCACGGCGAGAGCCAUCACGAGUUGUCGCCUUCUUCCGACAAGCAUACACAGACGCGGGCUAUGGUUCGAUCACUGCCAUGUGGCGUGUUCCCGCUGGAACGCGAACCGACAAGUGGUCCAGCGGUUGGUGGGUGGUCGAAAAGGUCCUCAUGUUGGUCACAAGCAAGACAUCAAGUCUAUUGGCUUCGCCGCAGUGA
This is a messenger RNA of Microdochium trichocladiopsis, 651 nucleotides long. RefSeq lists its product as uncharacterized. The transcript is spliced from 4 exons. The record is from RefSeq and is a predicted model, not a curated record. Lineage: Eukaryota; Fungi; Ascomycota; Sordariomycetes; Xylariales; Microdochiaceae. The coding region runs from base 1 to 651 and encodes 216 amino acids.